AUUUCUUUUAAGGAAUACGUUCUUGAGUGUUUGCGAAGCCUUUCAUAAUCAGGAACUUUUCAAGUGAUAAUAAAGUUUAAAUAGAAAGUGAUGAGCUGCAGCAGUUUUAAGCACACUUUGGAGCCCACCGUUACGGGGACUUCAGUCGUUGGAAUAAAGUAUACGAAUGGUGUAAUGGUUGCUGCAGACUGUUUAGGUUCUUACGGCUCACUUGCCCGUUACCAAUCUAUAUCACGCAUAUAUAAGAUGAACGAUCAGGUCGUCGUUGCAGCCUCUGGAGAUUAUGCUGAUUUUCAAUAUAUAAAGCAAACAUUAGAAGAAUUACAAGAAAGUAACGAUAGUUUGCAGGACAAACACAAACUUACGGCCAAAGCAGUUUUUAGCUACUUAACUCGGCUUAUGUACAAUCGACGCAGCAAUUUCAAUCCUUUGUGGAAUAAUUUUGUGGUUGCUGGUGUGGACGACAACAAAAUUUCUACUUUAGGAGCUGUUGAUUUACUAGGACUGGCCUUUGAAGAUGACACUGUAGGAACAGGAUUUGGUGCUUACUUGGCUUUGCCUUUACUGAGAGAGCAGUACGAAAAAAAUCCAAAUAUGACGGAAGAAGAAGCUCGAAAAUGUCUAGAGGACUCACUUCGCAUUUUACACUAUCGCGAUGCUCGUUCUUCAAAUAAGAUUGAGAUUGUAAAGAUUACCCCUGAAGGCGUAACAUUAUCCGACCCUUAUACUUUAGAAACCAAUUGGGAAAUUGCAGACCUCGUGUCUGGUUAUGAAUAAUUUUAGCAAAUUCUUGAAUCUGCAUAUACUUAAGAAGUGGUUUUGUGUAGGCUUUUUCAGCUUAUAGUGCAGUUCCUACAGG
Molecule: messenger RNA, 859 nt
Organism: Zophobas morio
Lineage: Eukaryota; Metazoa; Arthropoda; Insecta; Coleoptera; Tenebrionidae
Product: proteasome subunit beta type-4-like
Exons: 9
Coding region: 91-777 (228 amino acids)
Cellular component (GO): proteasome core complex
Source: RefSeq, a predicted model, not a curated record